Molecule: messenger RNA, 1158 nt
Organism: Acanthosepion pharaonis
Lineage: Eukaryota; Metazoa; Mollusca; Cephalopoda; Sepiida; Sepiidae
Source: the annotation of a GenBank genome assembly
AUGACUGGUGUUCAUGCUACAGGAUCAGUCCUAUCAAGGCUGCUGGUCAUGGUACAGGAUCAGUCAUAUCAAGGCUGGUGGUCAUGGUACAGGAUCAGUCAUAUCAAGGCUGGUGGUCAUGGUACAGGAUCAGUCAUAUCAAGGCUGGUGGUCAUGGUACAGGAUCAGUCAUAUCGAGGCUGGUGGUCAUGGUACAGGAUCAGUCAUAUCAUGGCUGGUGGUCAUGCUACAGGAUCAGUCAUAUCAAGGCUGGUGGUCAUGAUACAGGAUCAGUCAUAUCAUGGCUGGUGGUCAUGGUACAGGAUCAGUCAUAUCAAGGCUGGUGGUCAUGGUACAGGAUCAGUCAUAUCAUGGCUGGUGGUCAUGGUACAGGAUCAGUCAUAUCAAGGCUGGUGGUCAUGGUACAGGAUCAGUCAUAUCAAGGCUGGUGGUCAUGGUACAGGAUCAGUCAUAUCAAGGCUGGUGGUCAUGGUACAGGAUCAGUCAUAUCAAGGCUGGUGGUCAUGGUACAGGAUCAGUCAUAUCGAGGCUGGUGGUCAUGGUACAGGAUCAGUCAUAUCAUGGCUGGUGGUCAUGGUACAGGAUCAGUCAUAUGGUGGUCAUGGUACAGGAUCAGUAUCAAGGCUGGUGGUCAUGGUACAGGAUCAGUCAUAUCAUGGCUGGUGGUCAUGGUACAGGAUCAGUCAUAUCAUGGCUGGUGGUCAUGGUACAGGAUCAGUCAUAUCAAGGCUGGUGGUCAUGGUACAGGAUCAGUCAUAUCAAGGCUGGUGGUCAUGGUACAGGAUCAGUCAUAUCAUGGCUGGUGGUCAUGGUACAGGAUCAGUCAUAUCAAGGCUGGUGGUCAUGGUACAGGAUCAGUCAUAUCAUGGCUGGUGGUCAUGGUACAGGAUCAGUCAUAUCAUGACUGGUGUUCAUGCUACAGGAUCAGUCAUAUCAAGGCUGGUGGUCAUGGUACAGGAUCAGUCAUAUCAUGGCUGGUGGGCUGGUGGUCAUGGUAACAGGAUCAGUCAUAUCAAGGCUGGUGGUCAUGGUACAGGAUCAGUCAUAUCAUGGCUGGUGGUCAUGGUACAGGAUCAGUCAUAUCAAGUCUGGUGGUCAUGUUACAGGAUCAGUCAUAUCAAGGCUGGUGGUCAUGGUACAGGAUCAGUCAUAUCAUGA